This is a messenger RNA of Parascedosporium putredinis, 1326 nucleotides long. NCBI's taxonomy places the organism in Eukaryota, Fungi, Ascomycota, Sordariomycetes, Microascales, Microascaceae. The record is from the annotation of a GenBank genome assembly.
AUGGCUGCAGUAAUGACAGUUUCCGAGAGCAAGGACCUCAAAGGUCUCGAGCAGCUCAUCUCCGCGCAUUCCCACAUUCGAGGUCUCGGCGUCGAUGCCGCCACACUCGAGCCGCGGGCCUCGUCGCAGGGCCUCGUUGGCCAGGAGAAAGCUAGGAGGUCAAUGGCAGUUGUGCUUCAGAUGAUCAAGCAGGGCUCCAUCGCGGGUCGCGCAGUGCUUCUUGCCGGUCCUCCCAGCACAGGAAAGACUGCUCUGGCCAUGGGCCUUUCCCAGGCCCUCGGCUCCGACGUGCCCUUUACCAGCCUCGCCUCGACCGAAAUUUUCUCCCUCGAAAUGUCAAAGACCGAAGCUCUCACACAAGCGUUCCGCAAAUCCAUCGGCGUCCGGAUCAAGGAGGAAACCGAGAUUAUGGAGGGCGAGGUUGUCGAGAUCCAGAUCGAUCGUUCCGUUACGGGCGGUGCCAAGCAGGGCAAGCUGACUAUCAAGACUACGGAUAUGGAGGCCGUUUACGAUAUGGGCACAAAGAUGAUUGACGCCAUGACAAAGGAGCGCGUCGUUGCCGGAGACAUCAUCUCGAUUGAGAAGGCUUCGGGCAGGAUCGUGAAGCUUGGCCGGUCAUAUGCCCGCUCGCGCGAGUAUGACGCGAUGGGUGCGGAUACCAAGUUCAUGCAGUGCCCUGACGGCGAACUUCAGAAGCGCAAGGAGGUUGUCCACACCGUUACGCUUCACGAGAUUGAUGUCAUCAAUUCGCGCACGCAGGGAUACCUCGCUCUCUUCUCCGGCGACACUGGCGAGAUUCGCAGCGAGAUUCGAGACCAGAUCAACACCAAGGUUGGCGAGUGGAAGGAAGAGGGCAAGGCCGAAAUUGUUCCCGGUGUCUUGUUCAUCGACGAGGUCCAUAUGCUCGAUAUCGAAUGCUUCUCUUACAUCAACAGGGCUCUCGAGGACGAUCUCGCGCCCGUGAGCCCCCACGGCCUCCCUCUCGAUUUCCUCGACAGGACCCAGAUCAUCCAAACCCACCCCUAUGGGGCCGAGGAGAUCAAGCAGAUCGUCAACAUCCGCGCCCAGGAAGAAGAGGACACCGGGCUCCGCUACGCCAUCAACCUCAUCAUGACAUCCCAACUCAUCAGCGCCAAGCGCAAGAACAAGCAGGUUCAGGUCGAUGACGUACGGCGAAGCUACCAGCUCUUCUACGACCCCGAGCGAAGCGUCAAGUUCGUCUCCGAGUCCGAGAAGAGGCUGAUUGAAACGAUGGCGCCGUCGACUUCUCCACCAAGGCGGCGAACGGAGGCGCGGCUUCCGGCAACGGCGAGACGAUGGAUCUAA